AGCAAACUGUUCACAGUACCAGUGAAGGAAGUUUGCAUAAAGUAUUGGAAUUGACGGAGAUCUAUAAACCAAGUGUGCAUGUUAAUCCAAUUUUUGCUUCUGUGGGAACUGAUACUUCGAAACUUUACAGUGCAUCAGAAGCCACUGAUAUUGUCUUUAAGUACAUUGAACAAGAAAAUCUAGUCAAACCAACAAAUAAGUCAAUUGUGAUUUUGGAUGCAGCACUAUGUGAUGCUUUGUACAAAGGAACCAUCAAGAAAGGCUCAACUUACCCAACUGAAAUUCAUAAGAAGGAUUUAGGGCAUACAUUUGUAAACCGAAUGCAACCUCAUCACAGAGUUACUAGGGGAAGUGAGUCAGUUGUCUGCAAAGGUGCUCUGAAAACAAUUCAAAUAAUGACAGAGCGGAGACAAGGUAACAAGAAAGUAACAAAACUCUCGGGGAUGGAGUCAUUUUUGAUGGAUGCUGAAGCAUUGGCGUCAGAGCUGCAGAAGAAAUUCGCUUGUAGUACAUCCGUGGCAAAACUACCUGGUAAGAAAGGACAUGAAGUUCUGAUUCAAGGGGGUGUGAUUGAUGAUCUUGGAAGACAUUUGGUUGAGCAGUAUGGUGUCCCAAAGAGAUACAUUGAAGUUCUUGAUAAAACAAGGAAAUGAUUCUUGAGGUCAGCUUUCUUCAUUGAUCCUUU
Molecule: messenger RNA, 685 nt
Organism: Camellia sinensis
Lineage: Eukaryota; Viridiplantae; Streptophyta; Magnoliopsida; Ericales; Theaceae
Source: RefSeq, a predicted model, not a curated record